Molecule: messenger RNA, 4832 nt
Organism: Scomber scombrus (Atlantic mackerel)
Lineage: Eukaryota; Metazoa; Chordata; Actinopteri; Scombriformes; Scombridae
Gene: jmy
Product: junction mediating and regulatory protein, p53 cofactor
Exons: 10
Coding region: 476-3139 (887 amino acids)
Biological process (GO): 'de novo' actin filament nucleation; positive regulation of apoptotic process; intrinsic apoptotic signaling pathway by p53 class mediator
Cellular component (GO): nucleus; cytoplasm
Molecular function (GO): Arp2/3 complex binding; actin binding; transcription coactivator activity
Source: RefSeq, a predicted model, not a curated record
CCGAGAGCCGUACGACUGCAUUGUCUGCGGACGGACAAAGAGCGACACAAGCUCUUCUCUCUUUUAUAUAUCCGAGUCGCGAGGUGAGUUGAAAUGGAACGGAACGGAGCGGGCCAGGUGUCAUGACAACCGUCACCAUGAAGACGUUAAUAUCGCAGUUCGCUUCAACUUCGGCUAGUUUGAUGGGAUAACGGCGCCGCUUAGCUGCGUGUGUUUUUCUUCUUUCGGCCGCUUGUGCACAGCUGGCAGCAGAGGUAAACAAAGCUGGGGGGGUGAAAAAAAAGGCUUUGUUUCACCUUUUUUUUUUUUAUUACGACGAAUCCGUUCAGCUACGUUAAUUCUCCACUUUUCCUCCUUAGCGACGGUCGUUAGGUUGUUAGCUGUUUUGGUAGCUGCUUGGCCUCGACAUCACAUCAUCUUAUAUUUUGUCUAACCCUUCAUCAUCUAUUUUUCUUUUUUGUUCUGGCUGGAUGAGAUGUCAUUCACCAUGGAGGAUAACUUAGACUUAGAGUCCGGAUGGGUGUCUGUUCGACCUAAAAUCUUCGACGAAAAAGAGAGGCAUAAAUUUGUUUUCAUCGUGGCCUGGAACGACGUCGAGGGAAAGUUCGCCAUAACCUGCCACAACAGGACGGUGCAGAGACGGAGCACUUUUCUGGACCCGCUGCUCGACUGUGCUUGUGCUCACCCCGCCGAUAAACAAACAAAACAACCCGACGACGAGGCGAGUAGUGUUAAAGUUAGACCGAAGUGUGUCCCUAAAGGAAAGCCAGGUGGUGUCAGGGAGAAGAAGUCAACAAAGAUAUCCGAUGGGUUAUGGGAUGUAGUGACACCCAGGGUGGUUGAUAUUGACAUUCUGGAUGUGGUGGAUGUGUAUGAGGAUGCAGAGGCCGGAGAAGGUGAGGGUAGCAGCAGCCGGGAGGACUUCAGCUGGGCCGGUUUGUUUUCCUUCCAGGAUCUUAGAGCAGCACAUUUGCAACUCUGCGCCGUCAACUCCGAUCUGGAGCCGUGUUUACCGUCCUUCCCCGAGGAGCAAUCCGGUCUGUGGUCGGUGCUGUUCGGUGACACCGGUGCAGUGUCGCAGCGGGAGACGGACGCCCUGUGCUACCAGCUGCAGGUGUACCUCGGCCAUGCUCUGGACACCUGCGGCUGGAAGAUCCUCUCGCAGGUGCUCUUUUCCGAGAGCGAAGACGACACCGAGGAGUACUAUGAGAGCCUGAGCGAGCUGAGGCAGAAAGGAUACGAGGAUGCGCUGGAGAGAGCCAAAAGACGCAUGCAAGAGGUUUUGGACAAACACAAAGCGAUGGACAGCAUGGUGGAGCUGCUGCAGGUUUACCCCGAGGAGGACGACGCGUACGCUGAGCUGCUGGAGGCCAUAACUCAGCUCUACCACUACCUGCUGCAGCCUUUCAGGGACAUGAGGGAACUGGCAAUGCUACGCAGACAGCAGAUUAAGAUAUCGCUGGAGACGGAGCGCCUGGGUCCCCGGCGGGUGGAGGGUUUUAGGAAAGAGGACGAGGAGUGGCAGAAGAAGGCUCACACCGCCGUGCUCUCCAUACAGGACCUAACUGUCAAGUUCUUUGAAACCACAAAUAGAGCACAGAAAGCGCUAUAUGAGAGGAUGCGCGCCGACCAGAGGAAGUUCGGCAAGUCGGCGUGGGCCGCAGCAGUGGAGCGCAUGGAGCGGCUGCAGUACGCCGUCUCCAAAGAAACUCUGCAGCUGAUGAGGGCCAAAGAAAUCUGUCUGGAACAGAGGAAACAUGUGCUGAAGGAGGAGAUGCAAAGUCUGCAAGAUGGAGAGGAUGCCAUGCUGCGUCUGGACCAGCUGGAGUCGCUGUACUACGAGCUGCAGCUGCAGCUGUAUGACAUCCAGGCAGAGGUGCUGCGCUGUGAAGAGAUGCUGCUCACCUCACAGCUGCAGAGCCUCCGCAGGCAGAUGACAGAGCGGCAGGACGAGGUGGUGUACUACGAUGCCUUUGAGAGCCCUGAUGCCAUGAAGGGUGUAGAAGACCCCGGGACCUCGCCGUCCCCCCUCAGAGACGAUGAACUCAGCGUCCUGCAGCACAGGACGCGGCAGCUGGAGGCCCGCAGGGGGCGCAUCACUGCCAAGAAAGUCUACCUCAAGAACAAGAAGGAAAUUUGUAUUGUCAAUCACAACCAGAAGAUACAGCAGCACCAAGGUCGCCAAGCUGACAGCAGCUCUCUGCAGCCUCUGCGGCCUCUGCAACAGGGAGAAAUUGAUGAAGAUGAUGAAGUCAAGCAAAAUGCCCGAGUGAGUCAGGAGAGGCAGAGGACUCUGGAUAGACUUCGCAGCCUCAAACAGCGUUAUCCGGGUCAGGUGACUCUGAAGUCCAGCCGGUUGCGUCUCAGCCAGGCUCACCCUCCUCGGAGGAGAGCGGGUCAGCAGCCGAGCACCCAGGCGGCGUGCGUUCAGACCGACUGCAUCUCCGACCUCCCAGAACUCUCCGCUCCUCCUCCAGACGCCUGCGGCUGCGACAGCGUCUCUCUACCAACAGUUCAGCUCGAUAAUCUCGACUCUUCACCUCCUUUCCUCUCGCUGCCUCCUCUGUCAACUUCCCCGUCUGUUCUCUCGCUGGGUCCCCCUCCUCCUCCACCUCCUCCCCCACCUCCCCCUCCGCCUCCCCCGCUGCCUCCUCCCUCAGAGGAGCAGCAGCAGAGUAAUCCCACAGACAGCCAGGUGCUGCCGCUUAAAUGUGAGUCCGAGUCCUCCUCGCUGCCGUUUUCUCCUCAGUUCUUCGACAGCAGCCAGCUGCUGACGGCGAGGAAGAAGUUGAAGAAGACGGCGUCUUUGGACUCCUCGCAGUGGAGAAGAGCGAGCUCCCCCAUGGACGAAGUUCUGGCGUCUCUCAAACGGGGAAGUUUCCACCUGAGGAAGGCCGAGCUGAGGGUCCUGGCCCCCGACCCCGACGACGACAGCAACAACAUCCUGGCUCAGAUCAGGCAGGGCGUCCGGCUCAGGAAGGUCCGAACCCGACCGGAGCAGCACCACACCAAGACCUUCCCCCACUCUACCGACGAUCUGACCCGCAGCAUCCACGAAGCUCUGAGGAGGAUCAAGGAGGCGUCGCCGGAGUCCGAGUCCGAAGACGAAGGCCUGCCGUGCACAGACUGGGAAAACUAGUUUGGUUUAAUGGAAGAUUUUUUUGUUUUUUUUUACUCUUUCGUGGAGCCAGAAUGAAAAGAAAAACAACCCGUUUCAAGCAGACAAACCAGGGUCUGAACCCCCUGAAGAAACCUUGGUGCAAUUUGAACAAAAGAAAAUCUUCAUUUUUUUAUAUCAGAGAAAAGAAAAAACUGCUCAGAGGUCUUUUUUUGUUGUUGUUGUUGUUUUUUUUUGUUUUUUUUUACAUACUUCUGUUUGUCAUUUGUAAAAAACAAAAUGGACCACUAAUCUUUUAUUUUUAAAUGUUCUGGCAUUUUAUUUGGCGAGGAAACAACCUCUAACCUCUCAUCAUGUCAGUCCAAACGUACUGUAGUUUGCUGUGAUGGGUUCGUUUUAGGAAGUGAGUGUUUCAUUUUUUUUUUUUUUAAUCUUUCGUCUCACUGAUUACGUUACACUUUUACACUUUUACAUUUUUUUACUCGUACUGUAUAUUUCAGCGCUUUUAAAAAAACAUUUACAUCCUGCAUCCUGAAGGUGGAGCUGUCACCAAAAUCAUGGUUUUCUAGUUAUUUUUUAAUCAACCUGGUGGAAAGAAAUUUUUUAAAACUUUUUUUCCCCACUUUUUAAAUGAUAUAUGCAUAAAAAAACAUAAAGAGAAAAGUGUGAUAUAAUAAGAGGAAUACAUGAUGGAGGAAAAGUCAUAAAACAUCUCGUUCAGAGAUUCAGAGAAAUAUGAAGUGAGGAAGAGGCGGAUUUGUACUCCUCCUUUGAGCCAUAACUCAAGUCAGAUCUGAACAUACACACACAUUUAUUUUUAUAUUGAGUGUGAUUUACACGUUCACAGGAUGAUCUCUAAUGUGCAUCAUGAAUAAACGUCCUUAAUUAUAGAAAAAAAGAUGCAGAAUCUGCCAGAGAUUCGUCAGGAUUUUAAGUUUUCUUCAGUAUCAAAGUGACUGAAAACAGGAACUGAUUACAGCUAGUACGUCAUACAUUUAAUGGCACCAAAUAGCAGCUAAAAUCCAUUAAUAUAAUUUUUUUUUUUUUUUAAUGUUGCAUUUUCAAUAUGUUAUAAUUUUCUGACACUUUGUUUAAUAGAAAUGUAUAUUCCAGGAACGCUGACACUCUCAGGAGAGACCACGGAGACUAAAAUAAAUAAUUUGUGCUCUAAUUAUAACAGAAUACAGCGUACACUCACACUAUGGAUAACUUGAAUCUUGGACUAGUUUAGUUUAAUUUAUUUUAAUUUAUUUCCGUCAUUAAACUCAAAUACAGACAUAUAAAUAAAGUAAAUAAUUAUACAUCCUUAUUUUCUUCAUCUCUCUUAUAAACUAAGAUGAGAUUCCUUAUAAAAUACCAUAUAAUAUAUAAUAUAUAACUUUUCACUGUAAAAACUCCUGCAGAUGUCAUUCAGCUCAUAAAAACUCAGCUUUAAAGUUAUAUAGCAGAUAUAAAGUAUAUAAAAUAGAUGUAUAUUCUCACUUACUGAUCACAGUAAAGUGAAUGAAAGUGAAUGUGUUUAGUGUUAAAAUAGAUAAACUAAGAGCACAAAUUAUUUAUUUAUUCUUUUUUUUUUCCCUUCAUGGCUUCUCUCCUCUGAGGCUUCGUACUACUCCAUUCAUAAAUGUACAGACCAUUUUCCCCGAUAUUAAAAAUCAGUGGAAGAACAGGCAGAAAAAAAACUUAGUUCGAACAGCUUAAACCUCUGAGUCAG